Mustela erminea (ermine) is the source of this 559-nucleotide messenger RNA. RefSeq names its product ribonuclease P/MRP subunit p21 (gene RPP21). NCBI's taxonomy places the organism in Eukaryota, Metazoa, Chordata, Mammalia, Carnivora, Mustelidae. The record is from RefSeq and is a predicted model, not a curated record. Gene Ontology annotation, biological process: tRNA processing. Gene Ontology annotation, cellular component: nucleolar ribonuclease P complex.
CGGAAGGGCGGGACCUGCGGACAGUCGUGCGUGAGGCCCUCGCGCGGCGCAGAUGGCUGGGCCGGUUAAGGACCGCGAGGCCUUCCAAAGGCUCAGCUUCUUGUACCAGGCCGCCCACUGUGUCCUUGCACAGGACCCCAUGAACCAGGCGCUGGCGAGGUUUUAUUGUUACACGGAGAGGACCAUUGCAAAGCGGCUGGUCUUGCGGCGGGACCCCUCGGUGAAGAGGACCCUCUGUCGUGGCUGCUCUUCCCUCCUCAUCCCGGGCCUCACCUGCACCCAGCGCCAGAGACGCUGCAGGGGACAGCGCUGGACAGUACAGACUUGCCUAACAUGCCAACGCAGCCAGCGUUUCCUCAAUGAUCCUGAUCAUCUACUCUGGGGAGACCGGCCUGAGGCCCAGCUGGGGAGCCAGGCAGAUCUCAAACCACCACAGUCCCUGCCAAACGCAGCCCACCCCAUUCCAGCCCACCUCCCUGAGGAGAAAGAGCCUCAGAGCUCUGGUCACCAGUGAUGGAUUCACCCUAUCUUUCAAAUAAAUAAAAAUAGUUCUGUUUCA